ACAAUGGAGCAAGAGUUAGAUCCCUCUCUCCCUUGUUGCCAGCAUCUGGUUUCUGCGGUUCUAGCUAUGGAACCUUCCGAGUGCUUGAUUUCCCAUGCCAGGGCGUGUGGUGGAGGCUCAAUUACCGAGCAAGUUCAAAAAUUCAUCUGGAACCAUUGUCUUUCCACACCUGGUGAUUUCCAUGCUCCUUACUUGAGGAAUUUUCUCAAGAAACUUAUUACUCAAGUUGAGUUUGAUCAUGGCUUUGUGUUGGACCACCUGUAUGAACUCUAUGCUCAAUACAUGACAUCAUUUAAGGAUGACAGUUUAGGCAAGAGAGAUGCAAGAAUAUGCAAAAGAAUUUCGUUUCUUUUUCCUGAUGAAUGUUCUGAACUACAAAGUUGUCCGCACUCGAGGGUACUGGUCUUUCCAUUGCGAUGUUCUCUAAACAUGCUUGAAGGUGAUACUGGGUGCUCAAUAUGGCCAUCGAGUCUGUUUCUAUCUGAGUUAAUACUUUCUCGUCCACAAUUAUUUUCUAAUAAAUCAUGCUUUGAGAUUGGUUCAGGAGUUGGCUUAGUUGGAUUAUGUCUAGCGCAUGUGAAAGCUUCCAAGGUGAUUUUAAGUGAUGGGGACCUAUCAACUUUAGCUAACAUGAAGUUUAAUUUAGAGUUGAACCACCUGAAUGUUGAAACUGACAUGCUGCAAAGAAACGAAGAUCCAAGCAUGGUUCUGCAUGAUGCACUGAAACUUAAAUGUUUGUAUCUGCCAUGGGAAUCUGCAUCAGAAAGUCAACUUCGAGAUAUCAUGCCAGAUGUUGUUUUGGGUGCAGAUGUGAUAUAUGACCCAGUUUGCCUGCCACAUCUUGUUCGGGUACUUGCCAUUCUUUUGAAUCAGAUGAGUUUGGAUUUUGGCAGACACAGCACAAGUUGCAAGGGCCUCUCUCCAAAGAUUAAACAUGAAAAUGGUGAACAUAAUCAUACUGAUGCAGUUGACAGAUGUUAUGAUAGAUGCAAGGCAAAUUAUAAUGAUGAAAAUAGUAGCCGGUCAAAGGAAGCACCAAUGGCUUAUAUUGCGUAUGUUAUCCGGAAUAUCGAAACAUUCAAAUAUUUUCUCUCUCUUGGGGAACAGGCUAAACUUGAUAUUGUGGACCUGACUGAUUCAUUGAAGCCAGUAAAUCUCCUCAGCUACAUGCAAUCAUACAAUCAAGCCAGUGUAAAACUACUGCGUAUCACUUGCAGUAAUAUACAAUCAGACUAGUGUAAUAUGAUCCCUUGUCUUUCACAUGUUAUCAAUUCCUGUGUUACUUGGAAGGUCCUGAGACAAUGUGUAGUGAUAGAGAAAUAUAUAGGUCUAAGGGUAAAUAUUAUUCAGAUACUUGCUAAGGUUAGAAACUAAUAAUUUUAAAUUAUACUUGGUUCUGUUCUUGACCUAUGUAUGGGAAAGAUUGUCUUUCCAUGGUUUUGGUGUUUCCUUUUUUGUUAUUAAUGAAGACUAUAAUAAAUUAUAAGGUAGGCAUUUCUUGUACUCCUUAUAUUCAAUUAGUGCACCAAGUUCCGC
Messenger RNA from Abrus precatorius (Indian licorice), 1536 nucleotides. Its product is annotated as protein-lysine N-methyltransferase EEF2KMT. Bases 4 to 1236 code for a protein of 410 amino acids. The record is from RefSeq and is a predicted model, not a curated record. NCBI's taxonomy places the organism in Eukaryota, Viridiplantae, Streptophyta, Magnoliopsida, Fabales, Fabaceae. The transcript is spliced from 10 exons.